UCCAUGCGCUCUCUGCCUAAUCUCAGUCUUCGGCAGCCAAAUUAAAUAGUGCUGUUUUUGUGAAGUGACUUUUAGACUUUCAUCUUCACAUAUCUCGCCACUCGCGAUGUAGCCACUGAGCUACGUAUACCAUAAAGAUCUUCGGCCUGAAUAGCAUUUGAGACAGACCGCCAAUAUACGUGCUCCUUAUUUCCACAUUCUGCGCUGUAAAGAAACAUGGCCUGGAUCUAUCCAGUUAUCUGGCUGCUUUGUGUGUAUGAGUGUUGGGGUUUAGCGAUCCCCCGCACCCCCCCCGAGGCACCGCUGCACGGGCAGCUGCAGUCGCCCCUGUACCCACAGCCGUACCCCGCCUCGCUGUCCGAGCAGUGGGACCUCUCCGUCCCGGAGGGCUACAGAAUCAAACUCACGUUCCUCCACCUGGACGUGGAGUCGUCGCAGGACUGCUACUACGACUCCGUGACGGUGAUGUACAAGAGGAAAGUGCUGGGAAAGUUCUGCGGUCAGAAGAAUUCCAUAGAGGGUCAACACCCUGGCAACGAACCCAUCCUGUCUCCGGGCAACCAACUUGCUGUAGUCUUUCAGACGGAUGAUUCAAAUGCUGGGCCCCACCAGAACAUUGGCUUCUCUGCCUUCUACCAGGCAAUAGAUGUGGACGAGUGUGCCCUGCCCGAACCGGACGACGACUCUGGACCCCUGUGCUCUCAGAUCUGCCACAACACCCUGGGCUCUUACAUGUGCUCCUGUCACCAUGGCUACGAGCUCAGACCUGACCAGCGCACCUGUGACUUGCAUUGUGGAGGGGGUCUUUUCUCUGAGCCAGAGGGUGUGAUGUCCAGCCCAGGAUACCCCCAGCCCUCUCCCCAUGGACUGGCCUGUCAGUACCACAUCUCAGUGGAGCCUGGAUUUAUUGUGACUCUCAAUUUUACUGGGCUGUUCCACAUAGAGUCUCUAGAAGGGGAUAGCCAAAAUUGUCCCUUUCACUGGCUCCAGGUGUCGGUCCCAGGGAAAGACCCCAUGAAGCUGUGCGGGCAGAAGAGUCCAGGAGUCAUCCGCACUCAGUCCCACAGCGUCGAGCUGGCCUACCACACGGACCAGCAGGGCCUGAGUUUCGGCUGGCACCUGCAGUACAGCACACAGAGGGUGCAGUGUGAGUCUCCAAAUGGAAUUGCCAAUGGUAAAGUUACCCCAAACCUUCCCCAGUAUCUCUACAGGGACUACAUCUCCGUGCUGUGUGAUGUUGGCUACAAGUUAAUGAUGGGGGGUGAAGAGAUUCCAAGCUACUUCUCAACAUGUCAGAAUGAUGGCCAAUGGCACAUUCCUCUCCCUGAGUGUCACAUGAUUGACUGUGGGAAUCCAAUUGCCUUGUUGAAUGGAAAGAUAUCAUUCCUGUCUGGAACUGAGAACAAGUACCUCUCUGUCAUUCAAUAUCACUGCAAUGACCCAUAUUAUUCCUUGGCAAAUGGGGCAAUAGUAAACUAUACAUGCACAGCAGGCAGGAGGUGGAAAGACCAUCAGAGCAAUUAUAUCAUCCCCACGUGUUUCCCAGUGUGUGGCCGCCCCCAGGUCACCCUCUCGGGCCAUCAGAGGGUGCUGGGGGGUGCGGACGCACCAGCAGGAGCCGUUCCUUGGCAGGUUUAUUUAAAGAUACAUGGGUUUGGUGGAGCGUCUGUGAUUGGGGAUCAAUGGCUCCUCACUGCUGCCCACAACGUGGUGCAAAUUAAAACCAAAGUCGUCGCGAAUGCGGAGGAGAUCGAGGCAUAUGUGGGAAAGAACGAUGUCCGCGAAAACAAUGCAACUUCUCGACUCUGGAUUGCUUCGGUUCAUCCUCAUCCUCAUUAUGAUAGUUCCUCUGGCCAUAACUUCAACAAUGACAUUGCCCUGCUCAAACUUCGUGAGCCGAUCACAUUUAAUAAGUUUGUCAUGCCACUGUGUCUUCCAGCAGAGGGAGACAAAUAUGAAAGUGGGAAAAUUGGGGUGGUUUCUGGUUUUGGGAGGACUGAUCAGAACACGCUCAGUGAAACGCUCAAGUACGUAGAACUCCCUCUGGUGGACCAAUCCACGUGCAGAAAAGGCUUUGAUACGCUAGAGAAGACAGACAAGCCCAUCCCUGAUUUGACAGACAACAUGUUCUGCGCCGGAUUCUCAAUGGGAGGGAAAGACACCUGCGGGGGAGACAGUGGGGGAGCGUUCGCCAUACGGCAGCCCGAUGGGCCAUACUGGGCCGCUGGGAUCGUUAGCUGGGGUAUCGGCUGUGGGAAACGGGGGGUUUAUGGGGUCUAUACCCGUGUGAAUAAUUAUUCUGAUUGGAUCAAGAAAACAAUGAAGGCUGCAGAAUGAGGUAUACGGCCAAGCAAUUAUAGCCGUGAAGUAUAAUUUUAGUUAAAAUUGUUAAAAAUGGCAAAAUAAUAAACCACCUUUGAAAGGUAAUGUAAUCACAAGGAUUGAGAUGUCAGUACACUUGGCAAGUUGCAACACUACACACCAACAUGCAGAGAUUAUUCAAUGUUGCAUGUGAUACUUCUCAAUGUGUUAAUUCCUAGAUAAGAGAAAUAUGCUUCCUGUCUGCUGUCAGUUCUGCAUCAUGUGGUGAUCAAUGCAAUGACUGGUACCUCUUCACAGGCAGAGAGAGGGAAGGUGGUCCAUGAUGCUUGCAGUGUGCGCUAAAAAAAAGGCCAAAGAUUUUGUUUUGCUGCAUGUGUGCUUAACUGUCAACUUACUACAUACUUAUUGUGUGGGUACAAUAUCAGACAAGUGUGAUGUGUGGUUGUAGGCUGUACCAACAACAGGACAUCACAUUAUUAAACAGAUCUCAUUGAGAAUUGCAUGCAUAAUGAUGUGUAAACUUCAUUUCACAUUAAAAGCAAUGGAUCAAAGCCA
Conger conger (European conger) is the source of this 2877-nucleotide messenger RNA. Its product is annotated as complement C1r subcomponent-like. Gene Ontology annotation, biological process: proteolysis; complement activation. Gene Ontology annotation, molecular function: calcium ion binding; serine-type endopeptidase activity. Lineage: Eukaryota; Metazoa; Chordata; Actinopteri; Anguilliformes; Congridae. The record is from RefSeq and is a predicted model, not a curated record. Gene Ontology annotation, cellular component: extracellular region. Bases 217 to 2337 code for a protein of 706 amino acids. The transcript has 13 exons.